This is a messenger RNA of Bombyx mori (domestic silkworm), 4403 nucleotides long. RefSeq names its product probable ATP-dependent RNA helicase pitchoune (gene pit). The transcript has 11 exons. Gene Ontology annotation, biological process: maturation of LSU-rRNA from tricistronic rRNA transcript (SSU-rRNA, 5.8S rRNA, LSU-rRNA). Gene Ontology annotation, cellular component: nucleolus. NCBI's taxonomy places the organism in Eukaryota, Metazoa, Arthropoda, Insecta, Lepidoptera, Bombycidae. Gene Ontology annotation, molecular function: ATP binding; RNA helicase activity; nucleic acid binding. The coding region runs from base 161 to 2014 and encodes 617 amino acids. The record is from RefSeq and is a predicted model, not a curated record.
UUUCUAUCACUAAAGUAAUAAAGGUCUAUGGUUUUUUGGUUGUAUGGGCUUAGAUCCCCUUGCCUUUCCUAAUAAGGAAAAAUUGUACCAAAAAAAGGUCUAUGGUUUCUGUACAUGUGUUCGAAGUGCUGUUUUAUAUAGGUAAAAAAGUAAAGCUACCAUGCCGACACCAGAUAAAAUACUUCUCAGAAAAAUAAGAAAACGAGAAAAACGAAAACUGAAACUUACAUCUCAAAAAACUGAUUCAAAUCCUGAACCAGAAAAAGAUAUUGAAGCAUUAAAUAAUGAAAAAGAAGCUAAGAAGAGAGUUGUACAAGACGGUGACACAAAUGGAAAAGUUCCCAAAAAAAAAUUGAAAAAGGUUAAAGAAGAGUUAAAAGAAGAACCAGUUGAAGUAAAAUCUGAGGAAGAAUCUAGUGAUGACUCUCAAGAUGAGCAAGACACUAAAGAAGAUGAUUCGGAAAAAAAAUCGAACAACGAUUUACCUGGAUCAAGCCUCUGCUUAGGUAUACUAUCAGAUCAAAAAUUCACUGCACUGGAAGGCACAGUGUGCGAACCAACUCUUUUAGGAAUUAAAGAUAUGGGCUUUAUAACGAUGACAGAGAUUCAAGCUAAAGCUAUACCUCCUUUGUUGGAAGGCAGGGAUCUUGUGGGUGCUGCCAAAACUGGCUCUGGAAAAACACUAGCAUUCUUAAUACCGGCUAUAGACCUUAUAUACAAAUUAAAAUUUAAACCAAGAAAUGGUACUGGAGUCAUCAUUUUGUCACCCACAAGAGAGUUAUCAAUGCAAACAUUUGGCGUUCUCAUGGAAUUGAUGAAAUACCACCACCAUACAUAUGGUCUGGUAAUGGGUGGUGCAAACAGAAGUACUGAAGCUCAGAAACUCUCUAAAGGUAUCAACAUUUUAGUUGCUACUCCUGGACGUUUACUGGAUCACUUGCAAAAUACACCAGACUUCUUGUAUAAGAACCUUCAGUGCUUAGUUAUUGAUGAGGCUGACAGGAUAUUGGAAAUUGGAUUUGAAGAAGAAGUUAAACAGAUCAUAAAAUUGCUGCCAAAACGCCGGCAAACUAUGUUAUUCAGUGCUACACAAACAAAGAAGACUGAAGCACUAACUGCUUUGGCAUUGAAGCAUGAACCCGUGUAUGUUGGGGUUGAUGACCACAGAGAACAGGCAACUGUUGAUAGUUUAGAACAGGGAUAUAUCGUAUGCCCAUCAGAGAAACGUAUGAUGGUUUUAUUCACAUUCCUUAAGAAGAAUAGAAAAAAGAAGGUUAUGGUAUUCUUUUCAACCUGUAUGUCUGUCAAAUACCACCAUGAACUUUUCAAUUAUAUUGACCUUCCUGUGAUGUCCAUACAUGGAAAACAACAACAAACGAAGCGUACAACAACAUUCUUCCAGUUUUGCAAUGCUGAAUCUGGUAUACUACUUUGUACUGAUGUCGCGGCGCGUGGUCUGGACAUUCCGGCCGUUGAUUGGAUUGUACAGUAUGAUCCUCCAGAUGAUCCAAAGGAAUACAUCCAUCGGGUUGGAAGAACUGCGAGGGGUCUAGGAACUAGUGGACACGCUUUGUUAUUCUUACGUCCAGAAGAGCUUGGAUUCUUACGAUACUUAAAGCAGUCGAGAGUUACCCUAAACGAAUUUGAAUUCUCAUGGAAUAAAGUUGCAGAUAUACAACUACAGCUAGAAAAACUUAUCUCUCGAAACUAUUUCCUGAAUCAAUCUGCAAAAGAAGCCUUCAAAAGUUACCUGAGAGCCUAUGAUUCUCAUCACUUGAAAACGAUUUUUGACAUUGAUACAAUCGAUUUAGCUAAGGCAUCGAAAUCAUUUGGUUUCAAUGUACCGCCCGCUGUAGAACUAAAAGUCGCAAACAAAGGACCUCCACAGAAAAGAAAGGGAGGUGGUGGUUAUGGAUACUUCAAGUCCUUAAACGCUCCAUCCGAUUUCAAAAGGAAGACAGAUAAAACGAAAAUAUACAGACAAAAGGGGAACAAUAAGAAAACGAUCAGUUGAUGUUUAAAUCUUUCAUCCAUUGUUCUCUAAUUAAUAUAAUGUAUUGAAAAAAUAUUCUUCAUCUUUCCUUUUCCCCAAAACACUAAAAUGUAUGGCAUAGAACCUGAAUAUCUCGUUCAGUUUGUAUGUGUACAUGCAAAUUAUAGGCAGUCAAGCUGCUGCUGCUGCAUACUGUGUAAUGAUUAGAAUUUAACCACGAAUGUGUCUACCAGACUAUUUCAUUUUAAGGUCUAAUCAGUUUGCUAAUGUUCUGUGAUUAUUCUGUUCUUGCAUUGGUUACUGACCACUUUCGGGGAGUCAUUGGUCUGUCAAUAUAUUUGUAAAAUCUAAUUUGCAUUCGGAAUCUGGGUAGGUAUAUUAGUUCUCGUCUUCAACAAAUCGGUGCCUACGCCAAAACAAACCCCCUAGAUAAAUGUGGAACGUUUUAACUUUUCUUAUAGUAUUCUAGAAGGCUCUAAAUGCAGACUAUUAUGUUUGUAUUGUAAUAUGAAUUGCGAAUGUUGAGAUGGAUGUGUGGUGUAACGAGAAUGGAUAGAAUACGGAAUGAAUAUGUUCAAGGAAGUCUGAAAGUGGCACCUGUGACAGAGAAUCCGAGAAGUGCGCAUUUGGGAUGGUAUGGACAUGUGAUGAGACGAAAUUAAAAUGAGGUUGGUAAGAGAGUGUUACCUAUAAAUGUGGAAGGAUAUGGAGGAAGUUAGACCUAAGAAGAAAUGGAUGGAUUGCGUGAAAGAAGAUAUGUGUAAGAGGGGAGUGAGCGAAGAAAUGUUAUAUGAUAGAAGAGUAUGGAAGGAGAAAACAUGUUGCGCCGACCCCGGGUGACUGGGAGAAGGGCAGGAGAAUGAUGAUGAUGUAAUAUAAAUUGCAUUACGAUUACUCCAAACGAGUUUUCUACUUCAAUACCGUCGUUCUGUGUUUAACUAAAUUAAAUUAUGAAUGAGCAUUACAAGUAUUGAAUUGAAACAGCUAUACUUUAUUCUUAAAGACAUUUUAUUUCCCAAUAAAAUACAUCACAUAUCACAGAUUCUCAAAGUCAUAGACCUGUAUUGCCGCUCCGAUACCUUCAUUUAGAACGUACUGAAAUAAUAUGUAAGGAAUUACUGUUUAACAAGAAAAUUUUAAAAAUAUAAUACUAUGAAAAUACUUUAAAAGGCAAUUAGCAUUUUAAGUUUAUUGUAAUCUUCCGAUAACUAUGUAUUUUAUGUUAAUCUUCUAACACUCAAUUUGGUAAAACAACUUUAUUUUAUAACUUCUAUCAACCCAAGGUAGGUAAAUGCCAAAAAAGGAUACAGAAAUCGACAUGAGGCGUUUCAUCAAAUCCAAAGGCUUUUGAUGCCAACUGUAGAUUCAGAUUUUUGAUAUUAAAAAUACUCUUCAGUGGAUGAUUUUUAUAACAACGUAAAAACGAAAGAAAAGCUUUUCUCGCCAAAACUUUCAUAACUCCGUUCUCUUUUAUUAGUUUUUGAAGCUGAAAAAUAACAAAAUAUUUAAGUUGUUUUGUUUCAAACGCGUUAUCGUUAUACGCUCUUCGUCCAGUGGUAUCGAGCUUGCAUCAGUUAGGUGCAGGUUCGAGAUUGUUAAGAAUUAUGACUUUGAUUAGACGUUAGUAUACCUGAGCUCACCUGUGAUACUUUGCCCAUCAUGAAUGUGUUGCAAAAACAACUUAGUAUGUAAAAAAACGUUUACUGCCUUUAUGUCAAUUUAAAAAGAGAUUCUCAGGGCUUCUCAACAAACCCAUUAUUCUGUCUAUCAUUUCGUUUAUUCCAGCCAAUUUUUAAUAUACAUUUGAAAUUUAAUAUGUUUCUGCUAAAUUGUUUAAUUCAAAUAGUUUUCAUGAGAUAGUAUUUUUAAUUAAAGGGUUAACAACAUCUAUAUCGAAAUUAUUAAACUAUAUUAAUGAACUGAUAAGAAAUAUGAAAUAUUAAAAAGUUCCACGUGGCAAACAAAUUAAUACUAAUCUGAAACGUUUUAUCCUGUACUAAGCGAUAAUUAUUUGAUUACUGCCCGGCUUAGUAGCACCCUUUUUUUUCUACCUAUGCUGAUAGCCUUGAGAGGCUAUUUCAGCUUCUCCUUGACGUCUGUAGGUGAGCUCACGGGGCUCAAACUGGGUGUGUUGCUAACACUAGCCCUAGCAAGAGCAGUGCUUCGCAGAAUCUACCACCGGAUCGGAAACGCGACCCACUGAGAAGAUCCGGCGAGAAACUCAGUGGGUUAAUUUCCUCGCCGAGCCCUUCGUCGCAAGCGACGGUGACCGGUGCUUGAGGUUAACACCACCCUGCAUACUUCAUUACAUAUAAAUUUUUGGUGAUAGCGCGUAUUGUAAGGCCGUACGAAUGUUUACUGCCAUAUAGAUACAUAGUAAUAUGUAUAUGUUACGGUAAAAGUAGAUAUU